Uncinocarpus reesii 1704 is the source of this 1056-nucleotide messenger RNA. RefSeq lists its product as uncharacterized. The coding region runs from base 1 to 1056 and encodes 351 amino acids. The transcript has 2 exons. NCBI's taxonomy places the organism in Eukaryota, Fungi, Ascomycota, Eurotiomycetes, Onygenales, Onygenaceae. The record is from RefSeq and is a predicted model, not a curated record.
AUGAAUAUCGCAGAUCUCGUCUCCAGGGCACCCGGUGCCAACCGAAGCCGCGCUUCCUCCAAGUCACACCCCCGAGAUUCAAAUAUAUCCCGGGAUACUUCCCCCAUCUGUCACCCACAGCCGCUUUCUCUCAUCGACAUUCCCUGGCACCACAGCCACAGCGUCUCCACCGGCCGCCGGCACCACCACCCAGAUCUAGAUCUUUUUAUCAAGUACGCCCUCGAUCAGGGCCGGGAAUGGAUCACCAUGCGAAUGCCCUGGCACCAAGAGGGCAGCAGGACAGCUCCGUCACGCCCGGCCCGGGCCAGAGUGCAGGUGUGCAGUUACGCCGCGCGCUAUCGGCCGUACAAAGAGACCCCGGAGAAUAGGGGCCCGUGUACAGACUACUGGUUUGGCCGGCGCAGUGUGCAUGAGGAUGUUGCGAAAACGGGGUGUGCGAGCUUGGGGGAGCUGCGGGACUUGCUGAAAGAUGAUCAUGCUGAGAAUGAGAUGCGUUACAAUUCAGAUGUGGUGAACGUGGAGCGCGUGUCGACGUAUGACCUGUCAAAGGUUGCUGUUGGGGGAGGUUGGAGCGAUGUUACCGCCUGUGUCAAUUUGAUCACGCAUAAAUACCCAAUGUGUACCACGCGUUGUUAUACUAUUCUAGAAAUAACCGCCGCACUGCCCCCGGCCGCUACUCCCAAAGCUUCGCAGAUAAGCCCUUCUUUCAACCCCCAAGAUACCACCAACCCGCAAACCACAACCUCAGGAACCCCAGCCCGCCCGGGCUUUAUAAUCAUCCAGCUCCCGCUCCAGCACUCUGAGCUCCCGGAAGCAAAACAAACCAAAACCACCAACUGCAUAUUCGCCAACUACAUCUCCAUCGAGAUGGUUCGGCGCCUAGACGGCGUGCACAAGCGUCGAAUCGAGUGGACCAUGGCGACCGCAGCGCAUGCCGGGGGCUGGAUCCCUGCGUCGCUGCAGCGGAGCUGGCGACUGGGCGGUGUGCCGAAACAGAUUGUCAAGGAUGUUGGGUUCGUUAUGGCGUAUCUUGCAACGCAGCGGCGGGCGCGGUGA